AUGGGGCUGGGUCGGCACUGUGAACCCUGGUUGCAAAAUCUCUCAUCCAACGGCUCGGACGUUGGGUUGGACAAUGCUAGCUUGUUGUGCAAUGGGUCAGCCCAGCCUCUGAUGAGGAACGAGCUUGUGGCUAAGUUGGAGGUGGCCGUGCUGACCAUCAUCCUGAUCCUGGCGCUGACCGGCAACAUCGGGGUCCUGCUGGCCAUCCACUCCAACCGGCACAAGUCCUCCAGGAUGUACUACUUCGUCAAGCACCUGAGCAUCGCCGACCUGGUCGUGGCUGUCUUCCAGGUCCUCCCGCAGCUCAUCUGGGAAAUCACCUUCAGGUUCUACGCGCCGGAUUUCCUCUGCAGGGCGGUCAAGUACCUGCAGGUGGUCGGCAUGUUUGCCUCCACCUACCUGCUCAUCGUCAUGUCCAUCGACCGCUGCAUGACUAUCUGCCAGCCCCUCAAGUCCCUCCACCAGCGUUCCAACCGAGCCUAUGUAUUCUUCUCCUGGAUGAUCAGCCUCCUGUUCAGCAUGCCCCAGGUCUUCAUCUUCUCCCUCAAGCAAGUGGGCCCCGGGGCUUACGACUGCUGGGGGGACUUUGUCCGGCCUUGGGGGGCGAGGGCAUAUGUCACCUGGAUCACCCUGUCGGUCUACGUGGUCCCGGUCGUCAUCCUGAUCGUCUGCUACUCGCUGAUCAGCUUCAAGAUCUGGCAGAACGUGAAACUCAAGACCCAGAGGGAGGCGGCCCCCUCCAGGCUGGCGGUCAUGCUGGCCAGGGUCAGCAGCGUCAAGAUCAUCUCCCGGGCCAAAAUCAGGACCGUCAAAAUGACCUUUGUGAUCGUCCUGGCUUACAUCGUGUGCUGGACGCCGUUUUUCAUCGUGCAGAUGUGGAAGGUAUGGGAUGACCAGGCUCCCGAGGAAAAUUGGCCUUUUGUCAUCGCCAUGCUGCUGGCGAGCCUCAACAGCUGCUGCAACCCAUGGAUCUACAUGUUCUUUACUGGCCGGCUGUUCCACGACCUGGUGCAGCGUUUCCUCUGCUGCUCCCCAAGGCGUGCCAAAACCGAGCAGCCCAUCAGCGAGCUGACCUGCAGCAGGAAGAGCAACUCCUCCACCCUCGCCAUCAGCCUCAAGAGCUUGGGCAGUCAGAAGAGCCUUUCGCUUCAUCAGCAGCAAGAGGAAUAAAGCAAGCCACAGCCGACUCCGUGUUGUGAGGACCAUUCAGCUGAGAUCCUUCCGCAUGUUUCUUUUUGCCCUUAUCCAUUAUGUAAAAUGCUGUGCCGAUUGUAAGUGAUGAAUUAUUAUUCCUCUCAAGUGACCUUCAGUGCACUGAUGAAGCUUGACCUUAU
Carcharodon carcharias (great white shark) is the source of this 1334-nucleotide messenger RNA. It is a transcript of the gene oxtra, whose product is annotated as oxytocin receptor. Gene Ontology annotation, biological process: maternal process involved in parturition; female pregnancy; regulation of systemic arterial blood pressure by vasopressin. The transcript is spliced from 2 exons. Gene Ontology annotation, cellular component: membrane. Gene Ontology annotation, molecular function: vasopressin receptor activity; peptide binding; oxytocin receptor activity. The coding region runs from base 1 to 1170 and encodes 389 amino acids. The record is from RefSeq and is a predicted model, not a curated record. Lineage: Eukaryota; Metazoa; Chordata; Chondrichthyes; Lamniformes; Lamnidae.